Sorghum bicolor (sorghum) is the source of this 1074-nucleotide messenger RNA. Its product is annotated as putative cyclin-dependent kinase F-2. Gene Ontology annotation, biological process: intracellular signal transduction; protein phosphorylation. Gene Ontology annotation, cellular component: cytoplasm; nucleus. Gene Ontology annotation, molecular function: ATP binding; MAP kinase activity. Lineage: Eukaryota; Viridiplantae; Streptophyta; Magnoliopsida; Poales; Poaceae. The transcript has a single exon. Bases 1 to 1074 code for a protein of 357 amino acids. The record is from RefSeq and is a predicted model, not a curated record.
AUGGCCGCCGUCCAGAUUGAGGAGCCGCCGGAGCAGAAGAACAAUGCGUCGAGCGAAUCCAUGGCCCCUGUCCCCUGGCUGCCUGCCGUGGCGGAGCGGUACGAGCGCCUCGAGAAGCUUGGCCAAGGCAUGUUCGGCGACGUGUACAAGGCCUGGGACCGCGUGCUGGAGCGCUUCGUCGCCGUGAAGCGGCUGUCGGGGAGGACCGACGACCGCUUCGUGAGGACCCCGCUCCCGGACUUCGCGCGGGAGGUCAUGUCCCUCGCGGCGUGCCGCGGCCACCCUUCCGUCGUCGAGCUCCUCGCCACGUACGCCGACUGCGGCCGCGCCGACGGCGACUGCUUCGUCGUCACGGAGUACGCCGGGCCCAUGAACCUGCGCGAGUACGCGGGCGUCCGGCGCCGUAACAACGAGCCGUUCGACGAGGACGAGGUGCGCGACGUCAUGGCGCAGCUCCUCGCCGGCGCCAGGCACGCGCACAGAGCGGGCGUCCUGCACAGGGACAUCGUCCCGGAGAACGUGAUCGUCGACAUGGUCGGCGGCGGCAGGAUGGUGUACAAGAUAUGUGGCUUCGGCAUGUCGAAGCCGGCGGCGCAGGCGGACAGGGACGACUCCGGGCUACUGGCGUCCUCCAGCCCGUACCGCGCGCCGGAGCUCUUCCUGGGGUCCAAGGACUACGACGGCAGGGUGGACACGUGGUCGCUCGGCUGCAUCAUGGCGGAGCUCGUCAUCGGCGACGGCGUGCCGUUCUUUGGCGGCGCGCUGGACAAGGAGGUCUUCAACGAGAUGCUGCACGUGGUUGGCACCAAGGGCAUAGUCACGUGGAAGGGGCUGGAGCGUGUGGCGCCGCGCGACAAGGCGGCCCUGCUUCGGAAGACGGGACGCGGGGAGCGCGGCUACCUCAAGGAGACGAAGUUGCCGCCGGAGGUGCUGUCUCCGGCCGGCUUCAAAGUCUUGAAAAGCCUGCUGCACAGCAAUCCGGAUCGCAGACUUUCGGCGGCGGACGCGCUUCGGAAGCCAUGGUUCCGACGCCGCCGUAGCUUCUGCUACUUCAUGCCUCGUUGUGGACCUUAG